CUCGCCUUCCCCCUCCUUCCUUCCUUCCUUCCUUGUCUCCCUCCCUUCCUCGGCUGCUGCGGCUGGGAUUCCCUGGGAGCCAAGAUGGAGUCGCUGAGCAAAGCGGGGCAGGAGAUGAGCCUGGCAGCCUUAAAGCAGCACGACCCUUACAUCACCAGCAUCGCCGACGUCACCGGCCAGGUGGCCCUCUACCGCUUCAGCCCCAAGGCCAACGAGUGGGAGAAGACUGACAUAGAAGGUACAUUAUUUGUGUAUAAAAGGUCUGCUUCACCUUACCAUGGGUUUACAAUUGUGAAUCGUUUGAACAUGCACAACUUGGUUGAGCCUGUAAACAAAGACUUAGAAUUUCAACUGCGUGAACCUUUUCUUCUAUACAGAAAUGCUAAUUUGUCCAUUUACAGUAUCUGGUUCUAUGACAAGAACGACUGCCAUCGAAUAGCAAAACUCAUGGCCAAGGUGAUACAAGAAGAAACACAGAGAUCCCAGCAACUGUUGCAGGAUAGAGGAAAAGUCAGCAGAAUUAAUGGUUGCACUGAUAUCCUUGAGAUGCUUAGCAAAGCCAAGGUUGAAUAUGAACGGAAUCAAAAGGGCGAUUUGAUCUGUGGGACACAACAAAGUACAAAUCCUACAAAGGCUGAAAAUGCAGAGAGUUCAGAGCAUGGAUUGUCAGUAUUACAAGUGCAAGACCAUCCAUGUCAGUCCAUACCUAAACAUCUAACAGUAGAAGAAUUAUUUGGAACUUCGCUACCAAAGGAACAGUCUGCAGUCCCUUAUACCAAUCCAGAGACAGCAGAGAAGACUGAUACCUUGUGUCGAGAGCACAGUUUACUUCUACCUUUUUCCUUUGAGCAAUCAACAGUAAUCCACCAGCCUCUAGGAAAACUGGACUGUCCAGGCUUCAAAAGCAAUUCUUCUACCUUACUGCCACAGGAGUGUGUGCCACCCUUGCUAAUUGCCUCAUCUUCUGUUUCACAGCCUGAAGUAAAUAAGGCUUCAAGCUAUACUGCACAGUUAAGCCCUAUCCUUAUUUCAUCUGUGGCAGCAGACACUCCCUGUGCACAAAUGCUUCAGAACAUGAGUACAAACAAUAACAUAAUGCAAGUGAUGCAGCAAGCUGUCAAGCAGGUAUCUCCACUUGUGAAUCAGUCAUUGUCUGAUAUGAACCAUGGUCCACAAAAUAGAACUCCUGGUCAAAACCAGUUUUUAACAUCUUUGUCUGCAACAAAUACAGGAGAUACUUCAAACCCACCACUUCCAAAUAAGGAUCUUCUUCAGAAACUCAGGUUGACCUCUCAGCAUGAUCAAAUGCAGCAAUCACUUAACAAAACCUCAGUAGCACCAACGUCUUCAUCUGCCAUGAGCCAGUUGGCAACACCAGAUUGUUUCAAGGAAUCCCACAACAAGCAACAGCCUCUGACUAAUAAAAUUAUUCCAUCUGUGCAGGUUGCUCAGCAAAACAAGGAGCUUGAAACAUUUCCACAUCAUAAAGCUUUGUCAAAAGCAAACCAAGUUGCUUCUCCACAGUUUGCUGCAGCUACAACCACAAUGGUGCCAUCAGUCCUUUUGUCACCUAGCAUGUUCCAGCAGUCAGCCAUGAAAUCCUCUGAAGCUGAAAACAAAGUUUGUUCCUCUUCACCCCUUACAGUUGGCGCAGUAGAUGUUCAAACAUUCCCUCCAACAGUUCUCAGUAGAUCUCAGCUUCAAGAAACGUUAAUACAUCUAAUAAAGAAUGAUGAGAAUUUUCUUAGUACUCUUCAUGAAGUCUAUUUACAAGUCUUGACCAAGAAUACAGACAGCAUCAAGCUAUAACUGGCGUGAACUCAGCUCCACUGAUCACAGAUCUGCUUCAAAAACAAUUAUGCCUCAUCUGUAAAAUUAUAAUCUUUUUGUAUAUUGUUUUUAGUUCUGGGUUUUUUUAAUUUUUAGCUUCCCAAAUAGAUCUUGUUAUUUAGAAGAAUUAUAUGAGUAAUGUUCUCAGAAGUGAUAUAGGUUUCACUGUGACCAGUCACCAGCAGGUUUUUAUUUCUGUAUACAGAAAAUGGCAUUUAUGUUUAACAUCACAUUCGUAAACGUAGUAUGAUUUACACACACAUGUGCGUACACACACACCCCUGAAUAAUUAGAACAAAUGUGACCUAAGCUGAUUGUUUGGCAUUUAAUUAAGGAUAAAAAGAGUUCUGUAACCAGCUACUAAUUUACAAGAGCUAUGAAAAUGCUCAAUCAAGUAACUGUAGAGCUUUGAGAAGAAAUGGAUAUGCAAUGCAAAAGUUCUGCUUUUAGAACUGAAGAGCCUUAGGAUAUAACUGUCUGACUUCCAUAGAAUGCAGCGCUAAUCUGCGUAUUCACUUUUUUACUAAAGCAGAAUGAAAACUAGUUGACAAGUAUACUUGCAAUGAUGCCUUUACUGUGAUGUUUUGGUAAUGGUACGAUUUUAAACCAAAUAGUUUUUAAACAUGAAUGGACAGAACAUCAUUGUGGUUACUUUAUCCAAUUAUUCAAUCCAAUUUAAAUACGUAUGUUGGAAGAGGGUUUUCUUCUAUAAAGGAUGGACUGAUACAAGUGUGGUGUGUGUAAUUCAUUUAUGGUGUUGGUACAUGAACAAGUGUAGUCUUAGUUUCUUCCAAUAUUUUCCCCAUUUUUUCCAGAUGUUGUGAGUUCAUAUUUCAUUGUUAAACUGCUGUAAAGGUCAAACUUCUUCCCAAGGAAGUCAGACUUUGAUCUCCAUUUGUUUUAUAUGCUGCUAUGGGUCUCUCCAUGAUUUGUAUUUAUUUCAUUAUGGCAUGUGAUAGUAGCUAGCAAUACUCUAAUGUAAUAUAGGUUUCAAUUUAUUCAAGCAAUAGUAAUUGUUAAAGGCUACUCUUCUUUGUUUGUUUUUUGGUAGUAAGAGCUUUGUUUUAUAUUAUGAAAAGUAAUUUUGUAAUCCAUUUAACCAGUCAACAUGCACUGCUUAUUUUUAAAGCAUUGUUAAAAUGGUGGAAGAGCAUUGUUUGGCUCUUUGUAUUAUAAUAAGUUUCCAGUGCAAGCUAUUCCAAUGCAUAGGGUUUCAAAAACACCCAUUCUGUCAGAGAGUUUGCAGUGGAAAACAUCUUGAAUCAGAAUGUAUGUCUUACUCUUAAAAAUUUAACUGUGGUAAUGAUGGCAGUAUCAGUAUGCAGAUACUAUUCCAUUCAUCAGUCAAAUCUUGUGCUAAAUUUUAACUUUUAUCCCAAUUAAAAUAGGUCCAUUGCAGUUAAUGGGACCUACAUGAGUGAUGGCUAGUGAGACAUUAAUUUCAAUAGGUCUACUUUAUGUGAGACUAAAAUUAUAUUUAUACCCAUAACCACCAUUAAUCAGUGUUUUUGAUAUAAAUAGUGUGUUGAUUUUUUUAAUCAGUCAAAAUAUGUCUCUUUGGUUGAUUUUUAAGUAGAUGUUUUUAUGUUUAGCAAACUCUGCCUUUGGAGAGAACCUCUUCAGCCUUUGCUCUCAAGUGUUUCUAGUUAUAAACAUAGUAUUUUAUAUUGGAAAAGUGCAGAAUUCAGGGAAAUGUGUUAGUAGUGACAUGAACAUUCAUCUAAUGUAUUGGCUUUAAUGGUGAAAUUUAAAUGUAUCUUUUCAGGCUUUCUGGACCUUUUGUAGGAAACAUGAGAGCUGUCUUUGUAUGCUGGACAUUUAAUAACUCACCCAUGUGUGUGUACCAACAAGAACUGCUUGUUAUUUUAAAAAAUAGUAUGUUCCUAGGCAUUUUCUGGAGGGAGGAAACCCAAGCCUAAUCAUUACUUUUCAAUAUAUUUUAAGUGUCUAUACUGUAUUUCUAUUAUCACUCAAACUAAAUGUAUACCAGGCUUCUUUUAUGGAUAACAAAGAUUUAGCCAUAGUUAGUUAUUCUGAAUUGAAAAGAAGAAAUCUUUCUCAUAUACUAACAAGUGAUUGGUGGGUGAUAGAGCAGAUUAGGCACAGUGAUAAUGAUGAACUGAAAUUGAUUCACAGCAUAUCAAGCAAGCGUUAUAUGUAUCCAAAGACCUGUAGAAAUUAAACUGUAAAGAUUUUGCUGAUACUGAAUGUACUGUUACAGUCCUGUAUUGUCAGAGUUAAUAUGAAAGGGAAUGUUGUGUUAUGCAACAAUUACAUUUCCGGGUAAGUUCUUCUCAGUACACUUUAUAUUCGCAUUUACCAUUUUGCAUUAUAAUUCCUUAGAAACCUCAGUCAGUAGCUGGCAGAUCAGAGUUCUCAAGUGUUAGAAGUAUUUACAGCAUCAGGAAAUAGUUCUCUGUUUCCAAAGAGAAUAGAAGUUGUAAUGAAAGUCUAUCUAUUUUUUUUGAUGGUAGCUUUGCAUCAAUCUUGAAACUUACGCACAUCAAUGUUACAACGUUUAUGUAUGUAGCAUGCUGAAGCUGGGAAAACAGAGUUGUACUACAUAAUACAAAGCACUGUUAGCAACAUUCAAUGUACCACAAUAGUGCUCUUAUUGCUUGUUGUAAUGUGACUAAAACUAAUGAAAAACUUUUAAAGCACUGCUUUGGUAAAGAAACUUGGCGUAAAAGUCACAAAUGUUUACAAAAUGUGGAAAUCACUGGACAUCUUUAGUCUGGUUACCUUAACUUUUUUUAGCCUAAGUUUGAAUUUGUAACAACACAUUUUAGUCUUGUCAACUGCAUGCAAUGGUACCAAAUGCAUAAUGAACCAACUUGGGCCAUUUCAUUUAAACUCUUUUCGUAAGCGAUUCUGUAUUUCCUCAAGUAAAUCAUAUUUUUAGACUAUAUUAUUCAAAAUUAUUCACUAUCUAAGCAUGUAUUUUUCUGUUAUCUAUAUGCAGCUUUUUCUUUAAAAAUGCUUAAUAUUUGUCUUCUCAAAAGUCGCUUUAAAACAUGCAGCUUAUUCAAAAACUGAUUGCUGUGUUGUAGGUAACAACUGUUCCAUUAAUAGUCUUUAAAGAUGUGCCGAAUGGCUAUAUAUUUGUGGCACAUUUGUGACACACUUUACAGAAAUUAGUCUGCAAAGUCCUAAGGCACAAUACGAAAUGGAAAAGCAGUUUAUGUUAAUUUCCUAUUGUGAGAUGGAAUUUAAUCAUACCACAAACAUUAAUCUUUGAUACUUUUUAGGUUUUGGAUUUUCUUGAGUUUAGUGUAUUCAUGGAACCCACCAAUGCCAUAUGUAGGCAAGAUAUUGUCAUUGAGCAACAGUUCAGGUAGAGUAUUUAAUGUGGAGUGUUCUGACACAAAAAACCCAGCCACCUCUUGUUGGUCACAGAGUUGCUUCUUAAGCAUAUCUUAAAGAGGAAUGUGUGCAAUAUAUAUUUCACCUCAGUUUUUGACAUCAUUGUGAAAAUGUUAAGAUGCAAUAUCUUCACUUUAAGUGGGAAAAAUCGCAAUAAUCUUCCCCUUGUGGUUUGUUUUUGUAUCAAUUUAACAUUGUAAACACAUGGUGGUUCUUUGUUUAAAAAUGCACACUAUACUCACUGUUUGGGUUUACUGCUUUAAUUUGCACUCAACAUAUGUAUUAAAGUUGGAGGUGCUUCAGAUCUUUGGGAUUUUAAGUAGUAGCUUUUGGGGAAACAAUGGGCACGAUCCUUUCCAAAGGUAUAGCAUCCAUACCUGAAGAAUUCUUUAAUCUCAAAGGAACCCUGACUUUGUGGGAAGUUCGUACCAGAAACUCUAGGGACCAUUGAGGCAACUAAACUCUUGUGCAAUCCUGCCAUGUACUCCAGCUCUUUCUGAUUGGUGCAAGUUAUUUGCAUCCUGUGCACAGUUGUAGAUGGGAAUGUUGGGCAUAAGGGUGUAAUGUUCCUAUUAGGAUCUUCAACAUGUUGAUGCUGAACCUGUACCAGAAUGAAUCAUGCCCAGUGAUUUUUGAGCUACUUUUAACUGUCACCAUAAUGCAUCAUUAACAUUUCAGUAUAUGGAUAUGUGAUUUGUGCCAUCUUAUUAUGUGGCAAAUAUUAAGUUAUUGCAUAAAUGUUUAAGAAAGAACAUUUUUCAUUAAAAUUUUGUAUGUUUGCAAAUAUAUUUUUGUAAUAAAACUUCAAAGACAAAUGUUUCAGUCUGUUCUAAAA
This is a messenger RNA of Sceloporus undulatus (fence lizard), 6028 nucleotides long. RefSeq names its product decapping mRNA 1A (gene DCP1A). Gene Ontology annotation, molecular function: enzyme activator activity; mRNA binding. The transcript is spliced from 10 exons. The coding region runs from base 85 to 1809 and encodes 574 amino acids. The record is from RefSeq and is a predicted model, not a curated record. Gene Ontology annotation, biological process: positive regulation of catalytic activity; deadenylation-dependent decapping of nuclear-transcribed mRNA; deadenylation-independent decapping of nuclear-transcribed mRNA. Lineage: Eukaryota; Metazoa; Chordata; Lepidosauria; Squamata; Phrynosomatidae. Gene Ontology annotation, cellular component: P-body.